Molecule: messenger RNA, 720 nt
Organism: Fraxinus pennsylvanica
Lineage: Eukaryota; Viridiplantae; Streptophyta; Magnoliopsida; Lamiales; Oleaceae
Source: the annotation of a GenBank genome assembly
AUGGGUCUAUCGGAAAUUGUGGAUUCCGGCAGGUUUUCCAGCCAGAGGUCCAACUUUUCCCAGAAAUGUAGUUUGUUGAGUCAGUACUUGAAAGAGAAGGGUAGCUUUGGAGAUCUUACUCUUGGACUCGCUCACAAUUUCGAACCAAAAGGAGCUCCAGCAGCAACUGGAACCAUGAAUUUCUUCCCAAUAAUGGAGAAAUCCGGGGCCUCGAUCCAUAAUUUAUCUACUACAGAACUCAACACGCCCGCUAUCCCCCAGAAGAAGACCAAUCUCAGUGGGACAAAAUCUGAGCCAGAAGCUGCACAAAUGACCAUAUUCUACGGCGGCCAGGUCAUAGUAUUCAAUGAUUUUCCGGCUGAAAAGGCAAAGGAAAUCAUGCUUUUGGCCAGCAAGUCAAGUGCAGAAAACCACCCUGCCGCCGCCGCCGCCGCCGCCUUUGCUCCGCCGAGCAUGGUCCAAAGUCCUGCUGAAUCCGCCACCAAUAUCCCAGCUGCCGUCCCUGUUUCAAAGGCUGUUCCCAGUUUGGUCCACAACCCUCCUCAGCCAACCCUUGCCUCUGAUUUACCAAUUGCAAGGAAAAAUUCUCUAGCCCGGUUCCUGGAGAAGAGAAAAGAUCGGAUCACAUCAAAAGCACCAUACCCAGCAAUGGCACCUCCAAAGGCAGUUAAAACUGAAGAAUGGCUUGGAUUGGCUCCUCAAUACCCAACUUCAAAUUGA